Messenger RNA from Lucilia sericata (common green bottle fly), 538 nucleotides. RefSeq names its product DNA-directed RNA polymerase III subunit RPC10 (gene Polr3K). Lineage: Eukaryota; Metazoa; Arthropoda; Insecta; Diptera; Calliphoridae. The coding region runs from base 111 to 437 and encodes 108 amino acids. Gene Ontology annotation, molecular function: nucleic acid binding; DNA-directed RNA polymerase activity; zinc ion binding. The transcript is spliced from 2 exons. The record is from RefSeq and is a predicted model, not a curated record. Gene Ontology annotation, cellular component: RNA polymerase III complex. Gene Ontology annotation, biological process: termination of RNA polymerase III transcription; DNA-templated transcription; regulation of DNA-templated transcription.
AGGGCUCUGCGGUCAGACUGACAAAAAUCGUGCACAAUUUGUGUAAUUCAGUUUAAGCGUAUUUAAUCAUCUAUUUCUUUGCAAAAAACCCAAUGUAUUAGACUCGAAAUAUGUUGUUGUUCUGCCCUCAAUGCAGUAAUAUAUUAAUGGUAGAACAAGGUACCACUGGACAUCGUUUUUCCUGCAACACUUGUCCCUAUAUAUUUAACGUAAAUAGGAAAUCAUCAACAAAAACUUUUCCACGUUUGAAGGAAGUUGAUCAUGUUAUGGGCGGUGCAGCUGCCUGGGAGAAUGUAGAUUCUACUGACGCCGAGUGUCCUUCUUGUUCUCAUAAGAAGGCAUACUUUAUGCAAAUGCAAACACGUUCUGCUGAUGAACCUAUGACCACUUUCUAUAAAUGUGCUAAUCAAUUGUGCGGUCACAACUGGCGCGAUUAAGUUUAACUUACAAUAUCAUUAUCAAGUAAACGUUUAAUUAACAAAAACUAUUACCUUGAUGUCCAAGUUGCCAAAAAUUAUAAAACAAUUUUUAAAAAUUC